This is a messenger RNA of Monosiga brevicollis MX1, 1251 nucleotides long. RefSeq lists its product as uncharacterized. The record is from RefSeq and is a predicted model, not a curated record. The coding region runs from base 1 to 1251 and encodes 416 amino acids. NCBI's taxonomy places the organism in Eukaryota, Choanoflagellata, Craspedida, Salpingoecidae. The transcript has 11 exons.
AUGCGGCGUAAGCGUGAGCGGGCACCGGCCAAGGCACCGGCCUCACACCGGCGCUCUUUGCCCCCCGUGCCGCUGCCCGCCGAAGCUUGGAUUGAGCCCGAAGAAGACCCCUAUGCGACGAUCGAGGACCUAGAUUCCUCGGGUGUGGUGGGCUUGGCCGGUCCAGAGCCCCCGCGCUAUGCACCGGACGACCCCUUGCUCACCGUUGCCAACCAUGCGUCCUCCUGGCAACAAGCCAGUGAUGAAGCUGCAGCCGCGAUGGCUUGCGCUAAUGCCUUGGCGGCGCACGUAUCCUUGCCGCCCGAGACCACAUCCGCAACCACCCACUUUAAUCGCCUGCUCUAUGAGCUCCAAUAUCUCUCUGACGAUACGCGCACCGAAGCUUUGUUGCGCGCGAGCCUCGAUUCGUGGAGCCACUGGCUUCGACACGCACCCCAGGUGGCGGAAAUAGCUCCUUUGCUAUCCAGUCGCUCCCUGCUGCCUGCUCACCCGGACCAGGCUGAGCAAGUACCCGCAUCAUUCACCACACCAACUGUGCCUGAGAAUUUACCCUCGAAAUUUGCAGACUCGAUCCGACUUGCAGACCAAAGUUGGUUUCAUGGCAUUCUAGCUCGCGAUCAGGCUGAAGCCCGGCUCGCUGAAGCCAUGGCCGGCUGCUAUCUCUUUGAGAGGCUGCGGAUAUAUGCUGAGCUUGGCGAACAGACCGUGGACGAGGAGGCGCUAAGCCGGGUUCAUGCAAAGGCCACGCAGCAGCUGUCGGCAUCCGCCGACUUGAUGACUGCUGCGGCCAGCGGCAGCAUGGCGCUGGCGCCAGCUGCCUCCCCGAGUGAUGCGCAAGCCGUAUCAAAACCGUCGACACGCCGUCAGAUCCCCCGGAUUUCAGCACCCAAAUCGCGAAUGGACAUUGGCCCUCCCCUGCCGCUGCGUAAUCGCACUGUCCGAUCCCGGCCGACGGGUAGCUCCACGGCGGGUGUACUCGACACGUCCGCGUUCUCCGAGGCCGAGAUGCAGAUUGCGCUCACGACUGCGGAGCUUCAGGAGCGGAUUCAGCAAUUGCAGCAUGAAGUUUACAAGGAGCAACGGCUUGCUAAGGCUGCUGCUGACAUGUAUGACAUGCCCACGGGCUCUGAGGCUGCCAAGUCGGCGCGGCGCGAACAGGCGCAGGCCUCCCUGGCCAGGCUGGCCUCACUGCGAACCACACUCCGUGACUAUGUGGGCUUGCUGGAGGAUGGUACUCCGGCCGCUGUCUAG